Fundulus heteroclitus (mummichog) is the source of this 3219-nucleotide messenger RNA. It is a transcript of the gene pak4, whose product is annotated as p21 protein (Cdc42/Rac)-activated kinase 4. The transcript is spliced from 11 exons. Gene Ontology annotation, biological process: protein phosphorylation; regulation of MAPK cascade; intracellular signal transduction. The record is from RefSeq and is a predicted model, not a curated record. Gene Ontology annotation, molecular function: protein serine/threonine kinase activity; ATP binding. Gene Ontology annotation, cellular component: cytoplasm. Bases 220 to 2208 code for a protein of 662 amino acids. Lineage: Eukaryota; Metazoa; Chordata; Actinopteri; Cyprinodontiformes; Fundulidae.
ACGUCACCACAGUGAAACCGAAGGAAGGCGACACGCUGCGUGUUUCCGAGCCCACGGCCGUCUCCUCUCCUCUCCUCCGUGUCGGACGGCGCAGACAGCCGCGUCGCUGCAGGCAGGAAGGCAGGAAGGUUCUGGGUUUAUCUGGUGGGCUCGGUUCUGCUUCGGGUCUGACCACCGCUGAAAAUCUGAUGCUCGCUUGCAGCGGCAGCCUCGGCCACCAUGUUUGCCAAAAAGAAGAAGCCUCGAGUCCAGAUCUCCGCUCCGUCCAACUUCGAGCACCGCGUGCACACGGACUUUGACGAGCAGGAGCAGAAGUUUGUGGGGCUGCCGCGGCAGUGGCAGUCCCUCAUCGAAGACACGGCGAAGAGGCCCAAACCUUUCAUCGACGCGACGGUCAUCACUACCGUAGAACCGCGAAAGACGAUCGUGAGAGGCACCAAGCUGGGAUCGGACGGCUCGUUAACAUGGCUGCUGGACGAGUUCGACACCAUGUCCGUGACUCGCUCCAACUCCCUGCGACGAGGCAGCCCCCCCACUCAGCCUCGCAGGGACUCCGGCUCCUCGGGCGGCGUGGCCGGAGAGCAGGAGAACGGAGACCCUCAGCACAGGCACUACGCGCACCCAGAUAGACAAGACAGACACAGGCAGGACCACCAGGCGGGAGGUGACCCACGCCACGGUCAGCGAGGCACCCUUCCUCAUCCGAGAGACGAGGGAAUGCACGGCCGGCCCCAACAGCAGCCCCGGGGCCAAGAGCCCAGCAAGGCCUACAGGGAGCGGAUCGGGUCGGGACAGCACCCCCCUGCUCACAGAGACAGAGAUCCUCGGGACCAGGACCAGGUGGUUCGCAGGGGGGACCAAGCCAGCGACCACAGGCCCAAGUCCAGCUAUGUGGCACGCGAGGGCAGUCCCACGUCUCCGAGGGACAAGAGGCCGCUCUCAGGGCCCAACAUCCGAACCCCAAACCUGCCGAUGACUGAAGGUGUGAUGAAGACCGCCCAACAGAACGCACGGCCGUUCAACACGUACCCGAGGACAGACAGCGAAGGUGGACGCAGUCCCACGGGACAGGUGGGCCGACACCAUGAAGCCUCUCCUCAGAAUGGACCCUCCAGCAGCUCCGCCCGAGGUUCUUCCACCUCCAAGCCCCCAAUGAGCCACCCGCAGUCCCAUCACGCCUCCCACCCCAUCCUGACCCCCGAGUCCUCUCAGCACCCGCACACCCCUCACCCCAAUGUCCCGGCCCCACGUCCCCCUGUGCCCUCCGGGCCCCCGGCAUCAGCCGGUCCGCCUCAGGGCCGCUCGCCCCAGAAGGAGCCCCAGAGGGUUUCCCACGAGCAGUUCAGAGCGGCGCUACAGAUGGUGGUCGACCCCGGCGACCCGCGCACCUACCUGGAUCACUACAUCAAGAUCGGCGAGGGGUCCACGGGAAUCGUCUGCAUCGCCACGGUGAAGACCAACGGAAAACUGGUCGCCGUGAAGAAGAUGGACCUGAGGAAACAACAGCGCAGAGAACUUCUCUUCAACGAGGUGGUGAUCAUGCGGGACUACCACCAUGAGAACGUGGUGGAGAUGUACAACAGCUACCUGGUGGGCGAUGAACUGUGGGUGGUCAUGGAGUUCCUGGAGGGAGGAGCCCUCACCGACAUCGUGACGCACACCAGGAUGAACGAGGAGCAGAUCGCCACCGUGUGUCUGUCGGUUCUGAAGGCGCUGUCGGUCCUGCACACCCAGGGCGUGAUCCACAGAGACAUCAAGAGCGACUCCAUCCUCCUGACUCACGACGGCCGGGUGAAGCUGUCAGACUUUGGUUUCUGCGCUCAGGUAUCUAAGGAGGUCCAGAGGAGGAAGUCUCUGGUGGGAACGCCGUACUGGAUGGCGCCGGAGCUUAUAUCCAGGCUGCCUUAUGGACCAGAGGUGGACAUCUGGUCUCUGGGCAUCAUGGUGAUAGAGAUGGUGGACGGAGAGCCGCCGUACUUCAACGAGCCGCCGCUCAAAGCCAUGAAGAUGAUCCGAGACAACCUGCCCCCCAAACUGAAGAACCUGCACAAGGUCUCCCCUCUCCUGAAGGGCUUCCUGGACCGGAUGCUGGUGCGGGAGCCGGCUCAGAGGGCCUCGGCCAACGAACUCCUGAAGCACCCCUUCCUGACGAAGGCCGGCCCCCCGUCCUGCAUCGUCCCGCUGAUGCGGCAGAACCGGAUGAGAUGAAGCGUGACACUAAAGACCUCCGGGGGGGGCUGUGAAGGCGACUCAGGUGGAUCAGAAUACUCCUGCACACGGAGAAAAAGAGGCGCGUUGUUCACGUCGAAACGCCCAGAACAGUCAAAAAAAAACGAGCCGUGCAGCAGGAGUAUUCUCUUUAUCUGGUGUGAGUCACUGAACUGUGGGGAGCGUUGUUCCCUGAAUAAGAGGCAAUAAUGACGGUGUGUGUGUGAGUGGGUGUGUGGGUGGACGUGUGUAAUCGUAUGUUUUCCGACGGCGCUAACGGCAGCGGCUCCAGGCUGAAGGAGCAGCGGAGGAGUCCCGACUCGUGAGGAGGAGCCGGACACAUCAGCGGCUCCUUUAUCUCGUCUAAAUUCGGAUCCUGUGAAGAGUGUGAGUGUGUGUGUGAGUGUGUGUGUGUGUGGGGGGGGGGGGAUGUUUUGAAGGAUUCGGUGACAGUCGGAGCAACUUUUUAAUCUCACUUACCGACAAUCUGCGAACAUUUUCACUACAGAGACUGAUGCUAACCUUUGGACCGCUAACGCAGCCUGAAUUUACUACUGACAGCGGCGACUUUUGACCCCUAACUGUAUUUUUUUGUAGCCAUAAAUAUCCUAGCUUCCUAAUUGUAAACAAGCAAAACCACACUAAGUGAACAUGUAAACACUGGAGUCUCGGUAGCAGAGGACUUUUUCCCACUUAUUUCCUAAUAUUCCUGUGUAAGGACGGUGAACAUAGAGGGGAGCGGUUUUAUCCCUUUUGAUAAUUUUACCGUCUUUGUUUUGUGAUUGUUGUGUUUUGUCUGUUUUAUAGAGUGAAACUUAUCAAGCACUGGUGAUGAGAGAUGCAUAGAAAGCUGCACUCCUUGUUCAUUUCUGAUACACUAAAGCGUUUUUAAAUUUAGUUUUGUAUAGAUCAGACACUACCGGAGCAUUAACCAAUCAGCACACACACACACGGUCCCUUUAACUCUAAGUCAAGAUUAACUAAUUUCUUGUUCAUUUUUUAAUAACAGUA